CGCGAUUUGGAAGCGAGAAUAUUCGAGUCAACCUCGUUUGCCAGAUCCGGAAGUAUCACGUCGCCCGCGAUACUCUGGCAAACAUUCUCGGACACGCCGGGAUGGAACGAGAGGUGACCUUGAACGCCUUUCGAAUAAUAAAUUCCAGCUUGCUCCGGCUUCCCGCUAACGAACAGGAGUUGAUCAUGCCGGCCAUCAUUAUCGAGUGGCUGGUCGAAAGCUUUGAACGCCUCGUCAUGUAUAGACAACUAUGCCUGUCUGACGACUACUUGGUAAGUCGUCACAUCGCAUUGCAGAGCUAGUCCAAUGAUAUUAAUCUCGUUUUGGCCGUACACGAGGAAAGAACUCGCCCUCAACGAAUAUGCUUAUUGUCAAAGGGAAUCACGGUUUGGUGCUACCGAGUGCAUCAAUGCGUCGUCCCGGGCUGAGUACUGGGGACCGAAAGACCUGACCGAUAGCACUUUACCCAGCAUCCGUCAGAGCCUGGAGAGCCUGGAGAAGAAUCUUAAAGCCGUUAAGGCACUUGCGGUGAACGAACAACUUGGGACGCCAGCAGGAGACUUACCACUGGCUCCGGCAGAAGGGUACGAUGAAGAUCCUGUCGCAGUUAAUAAAGAUGGUAUUGUGCUCCAACAGAUUCAUAUUCUAGUGGGAGUCAGGAUCACUCGAGCCCAGAAUAAGGAUUUCAGAACCGGCCCCCAGGUAGCAACUUCUCGGGUCUCGCUCUUUAUUGUUGUUCUUUUCGGGCAUAUUUCAUGGAGGGUCGCUAUCUUUUCAUUAAAUUUCCAGUUAUUUCAUCAGUCCUCUUCUUUAUUGCUUGUCCAUCUGUGCAACAUCGAGUCAACCUUAGAGAUAUUUUUGUUGAAUAGACGAUCAAGAUAGCAUGUCCCAGCAGUUAGGUGUCUAUCAUUAUCUCAGCUUGUUAGUUGUCGGCGAUGUCCUGCAU
Messenger RNA from Aspergillus homomorphus CBS 101889, 946 nucleotides. RefSeq lists its product as uncharacterized. Bases 307 to 882 code for a protein of 191 amino acids. The transcript has a single exon. NCBI's taxonomy places the organism in Eukaryota, Fungi, Ascomycota, Eurotiomycetes, Eurotiales, Aspergillaceae. The record is from RefSeq and is a predicted model, not a curated record.